AUGGCAGAAAAGUUAUCCAACGCUAACACGUUGUUUUCAACAUACGACCUUGAUAUGGAUUCCAUGUGUAUUUUUAUUUUGCAUCUCUCCGAUACUUACGGCUCAAAUAACUUACGGCAGAGUAAUAAUCUUCCUACUAAGAAUAUUGUUGAGGUUUUCGCUAUACUUCUUGCUUGUGACGCAUUAUUUCUUUUUGUUACCUCCUUUAUAAAGGCGGCUACUGUUCGCGUUCCCUAUGCUGUUGAAUUCGUUUAUCCCCUGAUGUUAUUCCUGACCAUGAUUCUGCACACACUCUUUAUAUAUGGUUGUCGGCGUUGUGGUAAAUUAACUUCCGGUGGUUUGUUUCUCUCUUGGAUCAUGUUUACAGUUUGCGGUUUACCUGAGAUGGUGUAUUGGCUCCAUGUGAGCUGGAAUCUAAAGGAUUAUCGUGAUGUUAUGCUUCCGCAAUAUCUUGCUCAUAUGGUAUGGUGGCCGAUAUGCUUAGUCGAGUUAGUACUCCACUGUUUUGCUGAUACUCCACCUUUUUCCUCCAAAGCCAUCGAUAAGGACAAAGUUUCGUCGCCUGAAGUGUUUUCUUCAUUUAUCAAUCGCUUGACAAUGUGGUGGUUCAAUGGCAUUUGUCGGUUAGGCGUGAAAAAGCCAUUAGAGGGCCAGAUCCAUUCCUUUCAGCCUACUGAUCUGUAUUCCUUGAAUGAUGGCGACUCUUCCGCUUUUCUUGUACCGAAAUGGUCAAGACUAUGGGAGAGGAAGAUGAACGGUCCGCUGACAACUGUGAAGUUGGUACUUGUCAUUAUCAUUGAUCUCUAUGUUGAGAGUGCAAUACAAUUGUGUGUGGUUGUCUUGUUCGUAGCUUUGCUUUUUCCAGAUUACAACAAUCGCCGCGUUCAACAGAUCUCUAGUGAAAGCAGACGUACGAACUCAUCAAGUAACGGUGAUCAAAACACUCCGCUUUUGAGUGACGUUGAUGACCAGAAUCAACAUGAUGAUGUACGAAUUUUCGUCUUUUUUUUCAUAUUGAAUUACGAUUCCCAAUCAAGUGUACCUUGCGUGAGCCCGCCAUCAAUUAUCUAUUGCCUAUUCCUGCUAUUUAAGUGGGAGAUAACUACCGCCAUGUUUACAAAAGCUGUUUCUGAUCUUUUGCAGUUUUGUAAUCCUUUAUUGUUAAGAUCUCUUAUUCGAUUCACUGAAAAUUCGGAACGGCCACUAUGGGAAGGAAUUAUUCUUGCAUUGACUAUGUUCACUACAUCUGAGCUAUCAUCUUUGAUGCUGUCACAUUACUACUACCUUAUGUACAGAGUUGGAACCAGAGUGCAGACGUGCUUAACCGCAGCGGUGUACAGGAAGACCUUGAGGCUUUCUAAUGCAGCACGACGGUCCAAAACUGUAGGCGAGAUUGUCAACUUGAUGUCCAUCGACAUUGACCGUUUUCAACAAAUCGCACCCCAAACUAUGCAGUACUGGAGCAACCCGCUUCAGAUUGGACUAGCGUUGUUUUUCUUGUGGAAUCAGAUUGGAAUCUCCGUACUUAGUGGUGUAGCUGUAAUGAUAAUGCUUUUUCCUGUUAACUUCUUAAUUACAAUGCUCAUACGUAAAUGUCAAGUUAGUGGAAUUUUUGUGGCCAGCACAUCCUCUUAUCUCUUGUCAUUUCCAUCAGCUCCUGUUCACCCACUUCAGGUGAUAAAAUUAUACGCAUGGGAACCACCUAUGGAGAAGGUUGUCACAGAGCUGCGAGAGAAAGAAUUAGCUCUCAUUCGUAAGGCUGCUCUGCUUCGAACCCUCUCGGAUAUGUUUAAUUCAGCUUCCCCAUUCCUGGUUGCCUUAUCCACCUUUAGUACUUUUAUCUUACUCGAUCCUAAGAACGUCCUCACUCCUGAAAUUGCCUUUGUUUCCCUCACACUAUUUAACCAGUUGCGAACUCCUAUGUCACAGGUUGCAGAAAUGAUCACGCAAACAGUCCAGGUUGUUGUGUCAAACCGUCGGCUCACUGAAUUUCUGAUAUCAGAGGAACUGUCACCGAUGUGUGUAGACAGCGUUGCUAGGGAUAAUGAUGAAGUUAUCAAGUGUUCUAACUUAAGUUUGGCGUGGGAUAAGACUGAGACGGAAGCGGCCCUCUCUAAUGUCAAUUUCACCGUCACAAAAGGACAGCUUGUUACCGUAGUUGGACGUGUUGGACAUGGAAAAAGUUCUCUUCUUCAGGCAUUGUUGGGAGAAAUGGAUAAACUGCACGGUUAUAUUGGUCUUACCGGUCGUGUCUCAUACGUACCUCAACAACCGUGGAUGCAAAAUCAAACCAUACGACAGAACAUAACUUUCGGGAAAAAAUUUGAUGAAUAUUUCUACAAUCGUGUGCUAGAUGCUUGCGCACUCUAUCCAGAUCUUCAGAUGCUUCCAAUGGGCGACAUGACGGAAAUUGGCGAAAAAGGAAUCAAUCUGUCUGGGGGACAAAAGGCGCGAAUAUCUCUUGCACGUGCUGUGUAUCAGAACCAUGAUGUCUACCUACUUGAUGAUCCCAUGAGCGCUGUAGAUUCACACGUUGGCGCACAGCUCUUCUCAUCAGUUAUAGGACCGGAGGGAAUGCUCAGAAACAAAACUAGAGUACUUGUUACUAACGAGUUGGCUUUUCUUAAACAUUCAGAUCUCGUCAUCAUCAUGAAGAAUGGAAUGGUUGAGCAUGUGGGAACGUACCAAGAACUCACGCAGUCCGGAGCUCUACAACCUCUUCUAGAAGAAUGUGAAAAGGAGCAUGAACAGAGAAGGAAACAAAAGGAAGAGGAAAGCGACAUCCUGGGUACGUCACAUAUGUCUACUGUAUCUGGUAUCGUGCGUCGCAUCAGCACAUCUACCAUGAAGCAUCAUAAGAGACGAAGACAUGAUACUGCAAGGAGCAAUAUUCCAGCACCAAGCGACUCUUUUCACCAAUUAACUGCAGCUGAACAUGUGGAAACUGGGAGGAUAAAAUUCGACACUUAUCUUAACUACUUCGGUGCGAUGGGUGUCACCCUCGCUGUACUUUUCGUUUUGGGUAUGGUACUGAAUACUGUCUUUUCUAUGGCAAGAAACAUGUGGUUAACUGACUGGUCCGACUAUAAUACCCAUGUGAUGAACAGCACUAAACGUCGUCACUCCAUGCGUAUGCGACUUGGAGUUUAUGCAGCACUCGGCUUCAGCGAAGUGUUUUUACUUUUUAUUGGUAUUGUUUCGUUGCUCUUCGGCGGAGUAUCAGCUUCGCGAAAUCUCCAUACACCAUUGCUUCAUUCAAUAUUUCGUGCUCCAAUGUCCUUUUUUGAUACCACCCCUUUCGGAAGGAUAUUGAACCGUAUUGGUAAAGAUAUUGAAACAGUUGAUCUACUUUUGCCACUGAACGUCCAGUUUUUCAUGCACUGUUUCAUGCAAGUUCUUUCUACUUUGGUGAUUGUCAUGUAUUCUACUCCAGCCUUCGGAUUGGCUGUCAUACCACUCGCUUUCAUAUAUUCAUUGAUAAUGAGAUAUUACAUCGCGACUUCCCGACAACUAAAAAGGCUAGAGUCUAUUUCUCGCUCGCCCAUAUACAGCCAUCUUGGAGAAAGCAUACAGGGAGCAGCUACUAUACGUGCCUACCGGCUGAUGGAACGUUUUGCUAAAAUGUCAGAACAGAAAGUCGACGCCCACGUGCAAUGUCGUUACUUUGGAUAUGUCGCUAACCGCUGGAUGUCCGUUCGUUUGGAGUUGCUGGGCAACUGUGUUGUGCUUUUCGCUGCGUUGUUCGCUGCUCUCACAAGGGCAACUACUACAUCUGGUGUUAUUGGUUUAUCCGUAUCCUACGCACUCAGUGUAAGUAGUAUUUGUUCCAAAUUUGAGGACCAACUCAAAGAUUUGAAUUGUCUCAAAUUUUGUACAGAGGAGUAAUU
Messenger RNA from Strongylus vulgaris, 3887 nucleotides. NCBI's taxonomy places the organism in Eukaryota, Metazoa, Nematoda, Chromadorea, Rhabditida, Strongylidae. The record is from the annotation of a GenBank genome assembly.